Molecule: messenger RNA, 2355 nt
Organism: Penicillium odoratum
Lineage: Eukaryota; Fungi; Ascomycota; Eurotiomycetes; Eurotiales; Aspergillaceae
Product: Golgi transport complex subunit COG3
Exons: 4
Coding region: 1-2355 (784 amino acids)
Biological process (GO): intra-Golgi vesicle-mediated transport; autophagy; cytoplasm to vacuole targeting by the Cvt pathway
Cellular component (GO): cis-Golgi network; COG complex; membrane
Source: RefSeq, a predicted model, not a curated record
AUGCCAUCCACAAAGCAGCAACGUGCCCGCCGUCAGACCGCGCCAUCGGGCCCGCCGCGGAAGCCAACUGCCAGCGAAACACAGCCUCGCCUCGAGUCGACUCAGGAACAGCCGUCCAACCUUCUGCAAUGGAGUAUUCCCAGCUGGAAUAAUGAAUUAGAUUUCUCUCAAUGGCUCAAUGGUGUCAAGGAUGACCUGGUUGAAGAGAGUUAUGACCAAUACCAGAACUGCCUCGAUGAGCUCCAACAAUCAAAAGAACACAUUGAUGAGAUAUUAAUGAGCACUUUGACUCUCCUUGACGACCUAUCUAGCCUAUCCGAGUCCUUCAGAUCCGUCGAGUCGCAGACGUCCAACUUCGAGAAACAAUGCGAGGGGCUAUUAUCUGCCCAGGAGCGCGACACAAAGCUUGCAAAUGGUAUUCAAAAUAAUCUUCAUUAUUAUGACUUUUUGGAUCCUGCGUCUCGGCGAUUGAAUGCUCCCAGUGCUGGAAAUACUGUUCGCGACAGAGAGUUCUCGGACAUGCUUAGGCGUCUUGAUGUAUGCUUAGAUUACAUGGAAACCCACCCCGAACAAAAAGAAGCGGAAGUUUACCGGUCCAGAUACCGUCUUCUCCUCACCCGUGCAUUGACCCUUAUCCGUGGCAAUUUCGUGGCUGCUCUGAAAGAUAUCUACCAAAAUGUGUCGAAGAAGGUCUCUGAUCAAAACCUAAAUGAUACCGCUCUGUCGGCACUUCUGUACGCCAAAUUUAGGGUUGGAGCUCCGGAGCUAAAGCAGAUUGGACUUGAGAUCCAAAAGAGAGCUGUCCCGCCCCUGAACCCGGAGCAGAAUAGCGAGGCCGAAUACCAAAGUCUGAUGAACGAAUUGCAUAGCAAUUACUCGGCCACUCGAGCACGCCUCAUUAUUCCACUUGUUCGCAAGAAGCUCAUCGAGAUCACACAAACCCCUAGUUCAUCAAAAGACUUGGUAUCAUUUGCUCGUGCAAGUAUCGGCUACAUUCGCGGUGUGUGUUUGGAUGAAUACGACUUAUGGGGUGAGUGGUUCCAUGGCCAAGGUGGAUUGUACGAUUUUCUCGAAACCAUCUGCGAGCCUCUCUAUGACCACCUUCGUCCCCGAAUCAUCCAUGAGGGUGAUAUUGUCAACCUCUGCCAGCUAUGCACCAUGCUUCAAACUCGAUACUUCCUGGACCCAGAAGAAGAGCCCGAGCAACCUGAUAUAAACCAACUUGACUUCUCUAAUUUGAUCCAGCCGGCUUUGCAGGAUGUCCAAUCCCGGUUGGUAUUCCGAGCCCAGGCUGUUCUUCGCGAUGGAAUUGAAAGAUACAAGGCUCGUCCGGAAGACAUUGAUUACCCAAUGCACAGCCGAAGUGUGUCAUUGACCGUGACCGACACUCAAAUCUCUGGGGAAAAGGACACUACUGCCGCUACUAUGAUCGACAUGACAAAACGCACAGAAGGUGAUGAGACUGCCCUAGACAAGGACGGGAAAUGGGACUUUGAAACCCAGACAGCACUUAAAGGAUGGUAUCCCACCUUGCGAAAAGCGAUUUGGCUUCUCAGUCGAAUCUAUCGCCUUGUAAAUUCAACCGUGUUCGAUGACCUAGCACAUAACAUUGUCCACCAAACAACUAUAUCCCUUCACAACGCCAGCAAUUUAAUCUCCAACAAAGCCACCCCUUCAGACGGCCAAUUAUUCCUAAUGAGCCACCUUCUCAUCUUGAAACAACAAAUCGUCGCCUUCGAUAUUGAGUACGUCGCUCCGGAAGUCACCUUCGACUUUUCCGGCGUGACAAACACCUUCUGGGAACUUCGCGAACGAGGUGGACUGUUCAACCCACGGAACCUGAUGCGUUUGGUCGGCCACGGCCUCAUCCCCCGCGUUGUGGAAAACAUGCUUGACGCCAAAGUCGAACUCGAUGGUCGUCUCCGCACUGUCAUCAACGAUUUCAUCAAUGCCUUCGCCGCCCGGAUGACGGCAUCGCUUCCUGCGAAGUUUGUUGAUACUCGCAAUCUCCAGCGCGGGGAACUCAUUCAUCCUACUUGCCAUACUAUUGAGAAAGAGGUCCCUGCUUUAAGAAAGUGUCUGAAUGAGUAUAUUGAUGACACUCGCAUGAAGGAGACUCUCGUUGGCGCUGUGCAGGAUCGCACUAUUCAGAUUUACGAGGACUUUUUGGAGAAGUAUACUUCUUCAGAUAAAAACAAGGGUCUGGCUUUUAAGAAGGGGAAGGGGCUUGAUGAUGCGGUUUGGGAUGUUGAGACCUUUGCUGAAUGGUGCGAAGGUGUUUUCAGGGUUGGGGUUGCGGGUCUGCAGGCUGAAGAAGUCGAGGAUAACGAUGAUCUGUCGAGCACAACCUCAUAG